Messenger RNA from Gastrolobium bilobum, 1368 nucleotides. RefSeq names its product putative F-box/FBD/LRR-repeat protein At5g22670. The record is from RefSeq and is a predicted model, not a curated record. Lineage: Eukaryota; Viridiplantae; Streptophyta; Magnoliopsida; Fabales; Fabaceae. The transcript is spliced from 3 exons. The coding region runs from base 33 to 1157 and encodes 374 amino acids. Gene Ontology annotation, molecular function: protein binding.
AACAACUCCCAAAUCCCUAAAUUGUUCGAACUAUGGCAGAUAGGAUCAGCGUUUUACCAGACGCAGUCAUCUGCUACAUCCUCUCUUUUCUCCCAACCAAACAAUCGGUUGCCACAAGUGUUCUCUCCAAGAGAUGGAUGUCACUCUGGCGCUCAGUACCGACUCUCCAUUUCUUCGAAAACACAUGGAACCAUACCCUUUUUGUUCAAUCCGUUUACAAAUUUAUCCUCUCUCGAGAUUUGCACCAAACCAUCAAAACAUUCAGCCUCACAUGUAUAUCUUCUCUUUGUUAUGAUAACAAUAUCAACACAUGGAUCAACGCUGCACUACAAUGCGGAGGAGUUGAGCACCUCGACCUCUGUUUUGACUUUACCAUCGAGUUAUCCUCUCCCAUUCUCACCCACAGAACCCUCGUCGUUCUCAAGUUGAGCGGUUUAGAUAUUACAACUUUUUCGUCUGUUGAUCUCCCCUCACUCAAAAUCCUGCAAUUAAGUGAAAUUAUUUUCGAAGAAAGUGGAUAUCUCGCGAAGCUUCUUUCUGGUUGUCCACUACUUGAGGAUUUGGUAGCUAAGAAUAUAUCUUUUCAUGACUCUCCAACAGAUGCAGAGUUUAAAAGCGUACCAAAGUUGGUCAAAGCAGAUAUCUCUAAAUUUAUUCUAUCAGAAGCAGUUGCAGUUGCCAAUGUCAAAUUUCUGCACAUAGAUUGGAGUGAUGAUAUGGAUCAGGGUACGAACCCCUCUUUCAAAGACCUUGUUCUGGUGUUUCCCAAUUUAAUCCAUAUCAAAUUCUACAAUGUUUAUUGUCCCGAGAAUUUGCCUAAGAUAGUAGAAGUGCUCAAGCAUUGUCCCAAGCUUCAAACUCUUGUCAUCGAUCAUGAUGGUUUCAGUGAAGAUGACGAAGAAGGAGGAGGAAAAUGGCCAUACCCACAAUCUGUUCCUGAAUCCAUUUCAUUACAACUUAAAACAUGCAGUGUUAAUAAUUAUGAAGGCUCAAAUGGUCAGUUUCGAUUUGCAAGAUAUAUAUUGCGGAAUGCAAGAUUUUUACAGUUCAUGACAAUCUGCACCUUUGACACAAAUCCACACGCAAAGCUUAAAAUGCUGAAAAAGUUAUCUUUAUGCCCAAGGUGCUCCACAACUUGUAAACUGUCAUUUGAAUGAUAGCAGAUGAGAUUCUGUGAGUAGUUAUUUGACGUCUGCCUUUUUAUUAGUAACUGCAAGGAUAUUGACUUUGUCUUUUUCAAAUCAACUGACCUGUUUCAUUACUGAUGAUUGUUUGUAAUUUGAGUUAUAGUAUACGCAGUCUCUGGAGAUUGUUUGUUAAAUUCAGAUCUUAUGCAAAACCACCAGGGUAUUGAGGUCUAAAUUGCAA